AUGGAUGUCAAGACCUGUUCAGCAAAAGGUGGAAAAUCGCAACCAGGUAUUUGUUCUGGUCCUUCUAAUGUUCAAUGUUGUAAGUUAGGAUCCGGUAAACCCAAACCAGUCAACACAAUGCUUACGAACUUGGCUGACAUUCUUCGUCGUGCUGGUCUCCGUGUACUCGAACAACCAGGCUGGAAGACACGUGGUCAUGGUAAAAUGGCUUCAGUGAAAAGUAUUCUAAUUCAUCAUACUGCUGGUCCGUCGAAAGGUGAAUAUCCUUCACUUGGUGUCGUCAGAGAUGGUCGUAAGGAUCUUCCUGGUCCUCUUGCACAACUCGGUUUAGGUCGUUCAGGAACUUGGUACGUCAUUGCAGCUGGUCGUUGUUAUCACGCUGGGAAAACAAUUAAUGAUUCGAUUUUCGGAAAUUCGAAUUCAAUUGGUAUUGAAGCUGAAGGAACUGGUACUCCAUCGGAUAAUACUGGACAUCGAUACUGGCCACCAGUUCAAUGGAAGAGCUAUGUACGUGGUGUUAAAGCUCUUCAAGCAGCUUACGGUGUGCCUACUGCACGUGUUUUGGGACACAAGGAAGCAGCAGUGCCUAAAGGUCGCAAGUCCGACCCCAACUUCUCUAUGACUGAGUUUCGUGCUGCGCUCCGUUAA
Molecule: messenger RNA, 648 nt
Organism: Rotaria sordida
Lineage: Eukaryota; Metazoa; Rotifera; Eurotatoria; Philodinida; Philodinidae
Source: the annotation of a GenBank genome assembly